UCAUGGACAUGGAAUAAGCAAUCAUGGCGGACUCUGAUGCCGUUGCUCUAGCAUAUUUCGCUGUUCGCAACAUUCCUGUAACCUUUCACUCCGCUGACUUGAGAAAUUAUUUCAGCCAGUUCAUCGAAAGCGGAGGUUUUCAGUGUUUUCACUACAGACAUCGACCAGAGGUCCUCAGGGAGUCUGAAAGUAAAGAACAUGGGGCGGAGGGCAGCUCCAAACCUCCGGAGACUGACCAAGAACCAAAACAGAGCUCUGAGAAGAAACAGCCGGGGAAGUCCUGCUGCUGCAUCGUCUCAGUCCACGCUAUGGAUGCGGAGAGAUUCGUCAGGAUGUACGCGGGGAAUCACUGGAUUGACUCAAAGGGGAACUGGAUGGUUAAACGUUGUGUUAUCAAAAGAGUGAAGGUUUCACAAGACAAAGAUGAUGGGUCAUUCCCCUAUAAAACGAAGCAAGAGCAGCGGCACCGGGUGUCCUUAACAGAGUGUUUCACAGAAGCUGACCUCAAAAGCUUAUCAGAGCUAAACCCACCUGCCCUAAUGCAAAAUGGAAAUGUGGGCACACCGGUCAAAGUGUUCCUCCAGCUCAUCCAGUCCUGCCGACUUCCUCCACGCCUCAUCCGGAAGUUGGGCCUUACCUUCCCCAAGACCAGCUCCAACCGCCGUUAUGGAAAUGUACCUUUCAGGUAUCAGGACUCUUUGACACUUCCAGCCACAGAGGAGACCGUAUUAACAGCUGCUGGACACGAAAUAUCAGGACCUGGUGGUUUGUCUGCUUCACCCUCAGGACGAAGAAAAGGCCCCAUACACACAGAAGGAUCAGAGAUAGAUGAACCACAGGAAGAAAUGGAGGAGGAGAAGGAGGAUGCACAGUCAAAUGAAGAUGAUGAUGAUGACUGCUGUGAAGAGUGGGAGCGCCAUGAGGCUUUGCAUGAGGAUGUAACGAGCCAGGAGCGAAGCAAGGAGAGGCUGUUCGAGGAGGAGAUCGAGUUGAAGUGGGAGAAGGGUGGCUCAGGCCUGGUGUUCUACACAGACGCGCAGUACUGGCAAGAGGAGGAAGGAGAUUUUGAUGAACAAACAGCAGAUGACUGGGAUGUUGAUAUGAGUGUUUACUAUGAUAAAGAUGGAGGUGACAUGGAUGCCCGUGACUAUGUCCGAAUGCGUUAUGAAAAAAGGCUGAGGGAGGGUCUUGAAGAUCGAUCUGGACACAGUCAGUCUAUUGGCAGCUUUGAGAGAUUCACAAAGGGCUUUGGACGUCGUGUGAUGGAAAAGCAGGGCUGGAAGGAUGGUGAGGGGUUGGGAAACAGUCAGACUGGGAUGCCUGAAGCCCUUGAGAAUGAGGGUCAACAUCCUAAUUGUAAAAGAGGCUUUGGGUAUCAUGGAGAAAAAUUGAACUUGCAUCCUGAAAAAAAGACCAAAACAGAUUUCCACAUUUCUACAGCCUAUGAUAAACCUAAAAACAUUGAUAAAGGCGACACCCUGCUGAGACGUCAACCAAACACCAGUAUGAAAUACAGAGGCUGGCAGCCAGGUGGCAGCAUAGGACAGCAAAGAUGACAGUAAUUUAAUUAAUUUAAAUCAAUUUCAUUGAGUUGUUGUGGCCUAUAUCUUGUAUUUUCAUCCAUGUGCAAAUAGAACAUUUUCAAACUUUU
Molecule: messenger RNA, 1651 nt
Organism: Cheilinus undulatus (humphead wrasse)
Lineage: Eukaryota; Metazoa; Chordata; Actinopteri; Labriformes; Labridae
Gene: gpatch3
Product: G patch domain containing 3
Exons: 7
Coding region: 24-1556 (510 amino acids)
Biological process (GO): negative regulation of RIG-I signaling pathway; negative regulation of type I interferon production; positive regulation of DNA-templated transcription
Molecular function (GO): nucleic acid binding
Source: RefSeq, a predicted model, not a curated record